Drosophila hydei is the source of this 2482-nucleotide messenger RNA. Its product is annotated as ATP-binding cassette sub-family G member 1. Gene Ontology annotation, cellular component: plasma membrane. NCBI's taxonomy places the organism in Eukaryota, Metazoa, Arthropoda, Insecta, Diptera, Drosophilidae. The record is from RefSeq and is a predicted model, not a curated record. The transcript has 12 exons. Gene Ontology annotation, molecular function: ABC-type transporter activity; ATP hydrolysis activity; ATP binding. The coding region runs from base 230 to 2482 and encodes 750 amino acids.
UUCAUUUACGCGUCGUCGAUCUGCAUAAGUUCAAUGAAGAAAGAGCCAUAAAGCGCAGAAAGCGAUAACGAAUGACAACAAUUGCAUUCGUUACCUAUAAUGAAAAAGAUUUUGUUCAAAAGUAUUACUUCUUCAAUUCCAAAUGUGAAUUUUAUAUAUAUAUGGUCUCAGCUAAGACGCAACUAAUUAAAGGUGGAAUUGGAACCUCGUUCCGUUGGAGACACCCACAAUGACACUCUUGCCAGAUAUCAAGGCUGCCGAUGCCGCCUGCUGUGGGGGCGGAGGCACCGACUCCAGCAGCAAUAGCUCCUGCACGGUGGACAGCCAGGGCGAGCACUACGCCGGCCAGGCUAAGGGGAACAAUCCCUGUCUGAGCAUCAACUGUUGCACACUGGCAGCAGGAUCGGCGACUUCGAUUGAUGAGUCGUCUUCAGCUUCGACUGCCGUCAAAGUUAACAACAAUCUCUACGAUCCACACAAUCAUUUUGCCCAAUGCGAACCAGUGGACAUUGAGUUCUCCAAUAUUCGGUACACCGUGCGCAAGUUUUCUUUUCCAGAGCGCAAAUUUGUUACCAAGGAGAUCCUGCACGGUCUGCAGGGCAAUUUUCGAUCUGGCGAGCUGACGGCCAUAAUGGGUCCAUCUGGAGCCGGAAAGAGCACACUGCUUAAUGUUAUGUCCGGAUUUUGCGCUACUGGGGUCACGGGCAACAUACGCGUCAAUGACAAGCCGAUGAGCACAGUAUCUGAGAAAUUCCGCCGCCUCUCGUGCUACAUCCAUCAGGAUGAUCUGCUGCGCCCCCAACUAUUGGUCGGCGAGAUAAUGCUAAUGGCGGCGCACUUGAAACUUGGCUUUAAGGUGUCAAAGGAACAUAAGCUUAAUACGAUAAAGCACAUCUUAUCGCUGUUGGGUCUGGAGCAUCGUUACAAUGUCCACACGGGAAAACUUUCUGGUGGACAGAAGAAAAGACUUGCAAUUGCCCUGGAAUUGAUAAGCAAUCCGCCGGUGCUAUAUCUGGAUGAGCCGACAACUGGCUUGGACAGCUCGUCCUGCAGCUCUUGUGUAUCGCUGCUAAAGAAACUUGCCUCCCAGGGACAUACAAUUGUGUGCACGAUCCAUCAGCCCAGUGCCUUGAUAUUCGAAAUGUUCGAUAAGCUGUACACGGUUGUGGAUGGCCACUGUAUGUACCAGGGCACGAUUCCAGCAUUGGUGCCAUUUCUUGCCGACCAGCAGCUCGUGUGUCCCAGUUAUCAUAAUCCAGCCGACUAUUUGCUGGAAGUAGCCGUUGGAGAACAUCAAUGCGAUCUUAACGAUCUGAUAGAGGCAGCGAAUAAAAAGUAUUAUGUCGAUGCCCAUCAAGAGACAUACACCAAGAAUAUUAAUGCAGCACAAACAGCUAUAACAGAUACAUUGGGUAGCAAGAAACUGAGUAGUUCGGGUCAAGAACUAUCUACAAUUGAUUCGGUACAAUUCACACGGUACAGCUAUGUGCAACCGGCACAGCAAGAGCUGGAUCUGGAGGAGAUCAAGGCACUUACCGCACCAGCAGAGCCACUCGAGCAGCCGCUUGCCAAGGCAACAGCCCACAUGGAGCUCGCCAACCAGAUGCCGUUGACAUCGAAGCACAAUCAUGAAAUUAUCUCCGCGUCGUUCCUCAUGCAAUAUUUGCUGCUCAUGCAGCGCAUUCUCAUCUGUGCCAGACGCAAUUAUUUUCUCUUGCUGGCCCGAAUCUUUUCGCAUAUCUUCAUUGGCGUCAUAUUCGGCUACCUUUACCUGAACGUCGGCAACAGCGCCAGCUCAGUGCUGGGCAACUACGUUUACCUAUAUGGCUCCACGCUGCUUUUGGUCUACACCGGUAAAAUGGCAGUGGUAUUGACCUUUCCACUGGAGAUCGAUAUGCUGACCAGGGAACACUUUAAUCGCUGGUACAAGCUGGGACCCUACUUUCUGUCGCUGGUCUCCUUUGAAGUGCCCUUUCAAAGUCUCUGCACCGCUUUGUACAUUAUAAUCAGCGUACGGCUAACGGAUAAUGAUAGCGUGGACUCUUUCCGGAUUUACUACUUCAUGUUGCUGGCCAUCUUGGCGAGCCUGAGCGCACAGGCUUGGGGUUUCUUUGUGGGUGCCACGCUGCCAACCAAGCUUGCCGUCUUCUUGGGUCCCAUAUUAGCGGUGCUGUUCUCUGUUUUUGGUUUCUGUACGCGUUACAUAGACAUAACGCCCAUAUUUCGUUGGAUGUGGCAUUUAAGUUAUUUCCGUGCGGGUUUUCAUGGCGCUUUGAAUGCGAUUUAUGGCAUGGAUCGUCCGUUUCUCGACUGUCCAGAGAAUGUUAUGUAUUGUCAUUUUCGUAGUCCCAAAGUGUUUCUCAAGUACAUGAUGAUCUCCGAUGUGCACAUGUCCGAUUGCAUUAUGCUAAUGGGCAUUGUAAUUGGUGUAAUGCAUCUGUUAACCAUAAUCACCCUGUGGCGCAAGCUAAACAAACGAUAG